Messenger RNA from Bacillus rossius redtenbacheri, 2865 nucleotides. RefSeq names its product ras-related protein Rab-2 (gene Rab2). The transcript is spliced from 6 exons. Gene Ontology annotation, biological process: vesicle-mediated transport. The coding region runs from base 166 to 804 and encodes 212 amino acids. The record is from RefSeq and is a predicted model, not a curated record. Gene Ontology annotation, cellular component: Golgi apparatus. Gene Ontology annotation, molecular function: GTP binding; GTPase activity. NCBI's taxonomy places the organism in Eukaryota, Metazoa, Arthropoda, Insecta, Phasmatodea, Bacillidae.
AUCUAUGUCUGUAUGUGUCUUCCAGUGACGUAAAAUUUAGCUGAUUGCGUUUUGGAUAUUGUCUGCACAGGACGAGGAUUGUCCGAAACUUUUCAGUAAAACGGGGAGGAUUUUCUGAGCAGCCUCCGUCGGCAUCUAUUAAAUAGCAGACGGACAUUUCAUAAAAUGUCGUAUGCUUAUUUGUUCAAGUAUAUUAUAAUUGGUGAUACAGGAGUGGGCAAAUCAUGUCUCCUGCUCCAGUUCACCGACAAACGAUUCCAACCGGUUCAUGACUUGACUAUUGGUGUUGAAUUUGGUGCUAGAAUGAUAACCAUUGAUGGAAAACAAAUCAAAUUGCAGAUUUGGGACACUGCGGGCCAGGAGGCGUUCCGCUCCAUCACGCGCUCGUACUACCGCGGGGCGGCGGGCGCGCUGCUGGUGUACGACAUCACCCGGCGGGAGACCUUCAACCACCUGACCACGUGGCUGGAGGACGCCCGCCAGCACUCCAACUCCAACAUGGUCAUCAUGCUCAUCGGCAACAAGAGCGACCUGGACGGGCGGCGGGAGGUGAAGAAGGAGGAGGGGGAGGCCUUCGCCCGGGAGCACGGCCUCAUCUUCAUGGAGACCUCGGCCAAGACGGCGGCCAACGUCGAGGAGGCGUUCAUCAACACGGCCAAGGAGAUCUACGAGAAGAUCCAGGAGGGCGUGUUCGACAUCAACAAUGAGGCAAACGGCAUCAAGAUCGGGCCGCAGCACUCUCCGACCAACCCCAGCCUGCCCGCCGGCUCCAGGGACUCCGUGCCCGGGGGUGGCUGCUGUUAGGAGCUGCUGCGCCUCGCCCCCUGCUGCGAGUGAGGCCGCACCCCUCUCCACAAGACCCUUCCCCCCCCCCCCCCCCCCCCUGGUCGCAGCAGCCGCGAGGCCGUGCCUCGUGCCAAACGUUCUUCAACCUCCUGUCUCUUGCGUCUCUGCCGUCUCUCGCGCAGGGCCCUGCAUUUUUUUUUAACUCCAGUCACAGUUCGUUUCUCCUUUCCCUUUUUUUUUAUUGUCUAGCGUGAGGAAAUAAAACAGUCGUAGGGCAUAUUGCUCUGUGAUCAAUUAUGUGAAAACUUAAUAUAGUUAAGGUCAGUUAUUUUUGUUCUGUUGAAUAUCUAGAAAUAUGUUAAGAGUAAAAAAAAAUCUCUCUUCGCACUUUGUAGCUGUUAGUGUUAGCUGUAGAAAUCAUACUGAAUUGUAUAAUGUGUGUUUUUAUGUAGGCGAUUGUAUAAUAUUCAAAAAAUACAAUUGUACAAUGUUUAAAUAAGUAUGUAAUUUAUGCUUGAAAAUUUUGUUAUUUAAUAUUUGGAUUUAUAUAAAUUUGUUAUGCAUUUUAUUAUAUUUUAUUAGCAAAAUGUCUAUAUACUACAAUUAGCCUGGCAAUUUUUUUUUAUCUUUUUUUAUUUGUUUUACAAAGUAUAAACUAAAUAUGGUGAUUGGGGUUUGCACCAUGAACUCUGAUUUUUGUUAGGAACUGGCAGUAAUGAAAACUUUGUAAUCAGUGGAAUGGUUUAAAGUAUUUCACAUAACCAUUUUUUUUUUGUGGUAUUAGUUCUAUUUAAAAGACAAGAUUUUAUAUAUAUGAUUAUUUUGAUCUAUGUUCAUUAAUUUUUUUUUUUUUCCCCCAUUGUCAGGAAUCCCUUUUUCGGAAAUCAAAAUUAUAUACAAACUAACUCUCCAUCAGUUUCUCUAAGUUAACUUUCAUACAAAAUAAUGUUAUGAGAAAACAUGCCCAUUUAAAAAUUGGUAUCGUGAUUAGUCUUGUGUACUUUAAGCACACAAUUGUAUGUUUAUUUAUAGUUUAAUCCCACAGAUGUAACUUUAUUUUUUAUGUUCGCUUGCAAAGUGCACAAUAGCAGAUACAUUGCAGCUUGAAGUAUGUCUCCUGAUCUGCUAACAGUGUCGUUGCAUUCCAGUUUGGGGGCAUUUUGGUGCUGAUAGUUCAUGAGCACUGCAGACAGUACGUGGCUGAGAUAACUUAAGUUUUCACUUAGUUACGUCAUCACCGUUGACUCAUUCUCCUGCAGUUGUUUGCCAUUUAACCCCCACCCUAUUUACUCCGUGCCCCAAUCUAUUUUUAUAGCCACUUUUCUCUUGAAUUAAGCCAUAUUCAGUUUUCAGCUUUAUCAGAAAGCUAAUUGUAAGGGUUUUUGAGUAAUGUGAUUAUGUAUUCUUACAACACCAACUACUAGGUGGUUAUUUUGUCAAUUAUUUUUCGACCACAUGUAAAUUAACUCAGUAGAUUAACUUUUUUUUUGUAGUUGACAUGUGAUUUAUUCUAGUGCUUAAAAGUGGUUGUUAGAUCAAUUCAGAGUUAUAAAAAAAAAGUUGGUCUAUAUUUAACUGUGUAGACACUGACAGCCUUUUGAGAGUGGAUGCAAUCCCAAAAAUAUUGCAUCCAGUGUGAAACCUGUAUACAUCCAUGCGAUAAUGUUUGCUUCUUUUAGUACGCCAAUUAUUGUGGCGCUGAUGAAUUUUGAAAAGUAAUUAAUAUUUUUGUGAGUGGCUGUGCUCAUUAUACUAUGCAUGUUACUUGUAAUUCUAGCAUUGUAAGUAUGUUGUAUUCUGGAUGCAUGUAUUAUAAAUGAUGGUAGCACAGAUUGUGAUGCACUAUUUAUUUCAUUAGAUUUAUCUUUGGAAAGAACCUCAGAUAACAUCAGGAGUUUGAACCAAUUUAAGCCACUGGUUUUGCAAGUUAACAUCACAUUUGUCAAUAGGAUAGGGCACAAAAAUUGUAGAAAAACUGUAUCUUUUAAAUAAAAAAAAAAGGAUGUAAAAAGGUUUUGUACACUUUAAUUGCUAAAUGGAACUAUUUAAUUUAAUAAAUAUAUGUAUAUCUAUAUGAAA